AUGGUCAAGCUAGUCCCAGGGUUCUUGAAAAAAAUCAUUGUACAUAAGGGCACAUCACCGGAUCCUGAAGGCUGCAAAAGAGAUUCGACUAGCGAAGCAACUAUCUCACAUAUUGGACGAUGCUCGAUAGAAAGUGGUGCUUCAGUGAAAUCGUCAAGGACAACAGCUGAGCAAGGGGUGCCUUGCACCCUGGCAACAGAGGAAGGUAUUGCCAAAGGCGAUUUAUUACAACGCGGCAUCACAUCCAAUAUCGCAACCAUAGCGCUUGGGGAGUGGGGAUAUCCGGUGUAUGAGGACUGUCGUGACGAUUCCUUCUUCUCGGGAAAAUAUUUUACCGGCUUUUUGCGCAACUACGUCACUAGCAGUGACCCGCUUGAGGACUUCAUAUCUGCUUCAAGGACCAAACUUAUACCUAAGGUUGAAGAAUCAGAUUUUGCAGAAUAUAUCCGCCAAAUAUCCGUAUUUUAUGCGACGAUGAACGAAGACGCCCCUAGCUGCGAAGGCGCUGAGGGUGCUAACCGCCAAUCAACGCCAUCAGAAGUGCAUGUGCCAAGGGAGUAUUACAGUGAAGGAUACGUGUUAUCUAAGAAUGUGGUAUUCAAAGAGGAAGUUGAACGUAUACCGGAGAUCAUGUCAACAUUGGAGGCACAGCUCGAGGCGGUCAACUGCGAACUGCAGGAAAUGCUAGAAAGGCGAUACGUACACGUUCACGAGGCAUGUACAAGCGUAGAAGAGCUGCACAACCGCUUCCUAGAUGUCACCAAACAAAUAAAUCGCAUACGAAUGGAUCUGGAGGGGGAAACGACCAGGGGUAGUAUUAUGAAAAGCCUAUCAACCACGCCAAUCAAAAAGGAAGAGUUGGAUGCCAUACUUCAGAAAGGUAUAUCGCGCAAGAAAGAGCUGCAGACAAUGCUGGAAUACCUGCAAAUGUUUAGGGCUAUAAUCGCGUUGCCGGAAUAUAUACAGGGUAUCGCAGACUCCAAUGGAAUUGCCGUCGCUAACUUCCUCAGUCAGUCCGUGGUGAACUAUCUAUGCGAUGAAUUGGGCAAGUUCAAACUUGCGCACUCGGUGGCUGGUGUAGUAAGCGAAUCUAUACUCAACCUCAAGCGUGUAGCCGAGACCAAAUUUAUUAAUAUUGCAUUAGUUGCCCUAAUAGAUCUCGGGGAUACGUCGGAUGUGAAGGGUUCCAUUGAUUCGUUAAAAACGAUGCUUGACCAAAUGCAUCAACCUUUAAUCGCACUGUUGGAUGCCUCCAUGCUGAGGGAUGCAAUGGAAACCUUAACUCUGGCAUGUAAGGGUGCCAAAGCGACCAUCGGUUACGAAAAAUAUGAGACCUGGCCCGAGCUUAUGAAAGCUUUCGAGGGACAUAAAUGUACACUCUUGUCAUACUUCUUUUUAUCGCAAGUUUGGGGAUGCAUGGUUUUGCGGCGGAUGCUGUGCGUGGAGAGGAUGCGACAAGACAAAACCCUUUCGAGGAAAUCCAACGAAUCCGUGAAGUUGGCCGAAAAGGUUCUAUCCGUGGUACAGGAUCGUAUGUCGUCGACCACCCCUGUUGGUAACAUGACCACAGUAUCCACUAUUUCUGCAUUAGUCAGCAAAACGGUCGUGUUACCGCCUCUGUGCAUUGAUGAAAUUGACUACUGGUCAGUGUACCAGUCAGGGAUUCGCAUAGAUUCCAAUUCAGACAAAUCAAAGGGGCCUGAUUCUGUUGAUGCUGAUUUAACAGAUGCUUUGGCGAGCUACGUUGCAUCCAUAAAGCACAUCGUCGACACAGCGUCCAAAAAUUCGUUCGAUGACUUUGCUAAUCAUGUGGUAUUAACGUCCAACUUCAAGGCGGAAUUCGAUGCUGGCGACUUCGUAAACUUUGUAGAAAGUUGUAAGGCUUUAAAAACGCAGUAUGAACGACUUCAGGUUGACAUAAAAGCUAUGUACAUGUUUCCCUCAAUGAUAUUACACACUUUAGACAGCGAGUGGCGUUCCGACGAGCAUUCAAAACUGAAUACAAGUCCUGGGAUAACGGCUAUUAAAUCUAUACUACCAAAUCUGGAUUGUGAUAUCACCUAUGAAUUCCGGGCAAUAGUGGAUCGAGUCAUCAAAUCGCUUGGUGUAUCAUGCCUAGAGGUGCUUAAGUCGAAUAAUGUAACGUGCGUGCAAUCUGCGCUGGCAGAAGAAACUUGGGAUGAACCUUAUACUUACAGCUACCCCACUGCUGAGGGUGACAUGCCAUUUGUGUUGAUGAAAUCAUGUGCAAGCCUCGACGAAAGGCUUAAUCUGUAUUUACUUCUUGCGGAGGCGUUGCCGUGCACCGGAGAGUGCGCAUCGCAGGAUUGCACACAACUCAUGGAGGUCUAUCAUUCAAUGAUAGAUGCAGAGGCAUCGAUGCUGCACUUCCAAGAAGCUGACAUCGACAGUUCUACCAUGCGCAAGGCAUGUCUAAUGGCUGAAGCUUUGAGAUAUUUCUCACCCAGGAUAACCGAUGUCGUAAAAAACACGAUUAAUGCCAUGUCAGCUGCAGUUGUAGCACACGCAUAUGAGGCAACUGCGUGCCCAGCAGAUUUGGACGCUAAGUGUAAAGAUCUCCAUGAAGCGGCAGGACAAUGUUCGGACAAUUUGAAAUCAUUGAAACACAGAAUGCUUCAAACUAUUUCAAAUGAAAUAAGUAGUAAGAUGGCGCGUCAAAUGACUAUUUGGGUCUUACAGCCCCCGGAUUCCUGCUAUGAUGACAAAGCACUGCAUGAUAUGAUACAAAUUGUACAAAAUAGCGUUGAUGUAGUGUCAGAAGUGUUGAGGGACGUAGCCGAUGUACAAUUUGUAUUUGCAAAUGCUUUCAAGCAGCUGCACACAGUUAUACCCUGUGAAGAUAUAAAUGAGCAGCUAAAGGAAGACUUCCGCGACAGUUGUGCUGAGUUAAUAACAAAGCUGUCACACAAUACCUGUAUAAAACUCGAGAUAUUCUCAUUGGCAGAUACGCUCUCUAAUGAACUUUUCAGCUAA
Messenger RNA from Babesia ovata, 2994 nucleotides. Its product is annotated as ADP-ribose pyrophosphatase, putative. The coding region runs from base 1 to 2994 and encodes 997 amino acids. The record is from RefSeq and is a predicted model, not a curated record. Lineage: Eukaryota; Apicomplexa; Aconoidasida; Piroplasmida; Babesiidae. The transcript has a single exon.